AUGGGUAAGAAUAUUACAGUUGCCCAUAUCCAGUACGAUUUUGAGGCUGUCCUGGAGGAAGAGGAGCCUGAUAAUGAUCGUGAGUUUUAUAUCAACAUUGACAGAAAUCUGAAUGAAAUCAAGGAGCACAAGAUGGUAGUAUUAGCAAACGGCAGGGGAAUAGAUGCAGGCGAAGGAAAUAAGUUUAAGAAACUUAGUUCCCAUUUGUAUAGGGCACAGUUGGAUGGCCAAAACUUUUUAUUCAAUACUAUUAAAAGAGAUUGUUCAAAGACGCUCAAGGGUGCGGAUUAUACUUCUGUAGAUACGAUUAAAGUUCACAUGAGGCGAUUCAUAUUAGGUACUACAAAAGGUGAUAUCAAAGUGUUGGAUUCGAAUUUCAACCUAGAAACAGAAAUUCAUCAGGCUCACGCUGGCGAAAUAUCAACAAUAAAGUUUUUUCCAAGCGGUGAAGCAUUGAUAUCUGGUUCACAGGAUAUGCGGCUAAAGAUUUGGUCGGUAAAGGAUGGCUCCAAUCCCCGUACAUUAAUUGGACACAGGGCAAAAAUCACAGACAUCGCUAUAAUAGACCGGGGAAGAAAUGUACUUUCUGCCUCCCUCGAUGGUUCUAUUCGCCUAUGGGAAUGCGGGACAGCAACGACGAUUCACACAUUCAACAGAAAGGAAAAUCCGAGUGAUGGUGUAAACAGUAUAGUCACCUUUAUGGAUACAGAUAAGCUGUCACUUGAAAUCCCUACAUUUAAGAGUACUAAUUUGGAGUUUGGAACGUGUGGAAAACAUGUUAUUGCGGGCCAUGUUUCUGGCGUUAUUACCGUUCACGAUGUAUUUUCCAAGGAGCAAACUAUUCAACUCCCAAGCAAGUUCACAUCUGCAUGCAAUUCAUUGGCAAUUGACGUGAAUGAAGCAAACUAUGUUUAUGCUGGUUAUGAGAAUGGAAUGUUAGCUCAGUGGGAUUUAACAUCACCAGAAUGCCCAGUUGAUGAGUUCUUUGUUAAUGAGGGCAUUCCAAUUAAUAGUCUCUACUGCGUGUCUGACACCUUGUUUGUCUCUUCCGGCCCUGAUACAAGUCUCAAGCUUGAUAUCAUUAGAGAUCCGGGAACCCAACGCCCCAAAAUUGCAUCGAAGACGCCCACCUUUUUUGUUUCCAAUGAUAAUGAGGUUAGCCAGUUUUGUUUAAUUGGCCGUAAUGGAUCAAAAAAAGAUGUGAUUGAAGUUGGAAAAUAUAACUUCUGUGUUUUAUAUAAUUUAACUGAGCCUUAA
Molecule: messenger RNA, 1257 nt
Organism: Saccharomyces kudriavzevii IFO 1802
Lineage: Eukaryota; Fungi; Ascomycota; Saccharomycetes; Saccharomycetales; Saccharomycetaceae
Gene: RPN14
Product: Rpn14p
Exons: 1
Coding region: 1-1257 (418 amino acids)
Molecular function (GO): protein binding
Source: RefSeq, a predicted model, not a curated record